CUGAAAUGCAAACAGCUGUUUUGGAACCAAGUCGCCAUGAGAAAACUUGUGAGCAACUAAAAGUUCAAAGAUCUUCCAAAAAACUUUCAAGAAACAAAGUUCGGUCUUAUGAUAGAACAGAACCAAUUGAUGAUGAUGUUAUAGUACAUAUUUUGAGGCUUCGAGGCAAACUUGGAUGGCAAACAGAGCUACCAUCAUGUGAACGGUUAGCUAGAGAGGCUGAUGUGGCCAGAUUUCAGAAGUUCACACUUACGAAGCCUUUACCUCUCAAAGAUAGUGGGGAAUACAUAUAUUGUCUUGCACGAAACAGGAACAACUUUAAAGUUCCCUACAACCCAUACGAUUUAGAGGUUGUCUCUACAAAUACAGCUAUGCAGAACAACGAAUAUUGGACCAUUACAGCUUCGUUUGUGUCUAAGUUCUCUGCAGUCCAUGGAGAAAUAGAAAUAACACCAGUGCCACAAUGGCUGCAUGAAAGACACCUGUAUUCGAGGUUACUUAAUCUGAAUUUAUUUUCCAAUUUCCGAAUGAAGAAAUGCUUUCUAGUAUGGAAAAUCAAUGUGAGAAGAAGCAAGAACAAGACCAAGUCAGUUUGACUAUAGGUUUUUCAUGGGAAAAGAAUUCAAGAAUACUUCAUCUCCUUCUGUAAACGUUACCAAUUUGCAUCUUAUUUUCCAUAAAUACUUUCUUCAAUAAAGAACAUUAUUCAAAUGCCAGAUAACUUGUUGGUAACAGCAUGGAAGAUUUGCUCUAAUAAAACUUUUAUGGUGCCUUUAUAUUGCUGUUAAGGAGCCUGGAAUUCUAAUGUGAAGAAAGCUGAGCUUUAAUUUUAUGUUUGUCUAGUGCCAAGCACAGUGGGAUUCUGCUUUAUGACUAGGGAUUUUUGCUAUAAAUGAGAUGAAAAUAAUAAUGAAUAUAGUUUUAUAUUGUAAAAUGAGAGCGGUUGCACCAAAUCCAGGCUGAAUAUGGGCUGAAAGAAAAGAUGGAAUUCAGUCUGUAUGUUGAGGCAAGUAAAUA
Messenger RNA from Athene cunicularia (burrowing owl), 1017 nucleotides. It is a transcript of the gene DNAH14, whose product is annotated as dynein axonemal heavy chain 14. Lineage: Eukaryota; Metazoa; Chordata; Aves; Strigiformes; Strigidae. The record is from RefSeq and is a predicted model, not a curated record. The coding region runs from base 6 to 596 and encodes 196 amino acids. The transcript has 5 exons.